CUUCGGUCUGCGUGUUUUCAACUCCUCCAACCGCGGACUCUCCUGAUUGAAACAUGGCUACCGCGACCGUUCUCGAGAAGCCCAACAUUGGGGUUUUCACCAACCCCAAACAUGACCUGUGGGUGGCCGAGUCCAAGCCGACCCUCGAAGAGGUGAAGAGUGGUGAAAGCCUCAAGCCUGGAGAAGUGACCAUCGAAGUGCGCAGUACCGGAAUCUGCGGAUCCGACGUGCACUUUUGGCAUGCAGGAUGCAUUGGUCCCAUGAUCGUCACGGGGGACCAUAUUCUAGGUCACGAGUCGGCUGGAGACGUUAUCGCGGUCGCGCCGGAUGUUACUUCACUCAAAGUUGGAGAUCGAGUUGCGAUCGAACCCAACGUUAUUUGCAAUGCAUGCGAGCCAUGCCUGACUGGUCGCUACAACGGCUGUGAGAAAGUCGCCUUCCUGUCGACACCACCAGUGGAUGGCCUGCUGCGACGUUACGUCAAUCACCCCGCAGUUUGGUGCCACAAGAUUGGCGAUAUGAGCUAUGAGGAUGGUGCUUUGUUGGAACCUCUCAGUGUGUCACUAGCUGCCGUCGAGCGCAGCGGUCUCCGUCUAGGCGACCCUUGUCUGAUCACUGGCGCCGGUCCUAUCGGUCUCAUCACCCUGCUCAGCGCGCGCGCUGCGGGUGCAACUCCACUGGUCAUCACUGAUAUCGAUGAAGGUCGCUUGAAGUUCGCUAAAGAACUCGUGCCUGAGGUCCGCACCUACAAGGUGGAGAUCGGUUUCUCCGCCGAAGAGACUGCAGAGGGUAUCAUCAAUGCGUUCAACGACGGUCAGGGAGCCGGCCCCGAUGCUUUGAGGCCCCGUAUCGCCCUUGAGUGCACUGGAGUUGAAAGCAGUGUUGCAUCUGCCAUCUGGAGCGUCAAAUUCGGCGGCAAGGUGUUCGUGAUUGGAGUCGGCAAGAAUGAGAUGAAGAUUCCAUUUAUGCGCCUGAGCACUCAGGAGAUUGAUCUCCAGUACCAAUACCGGUACUGCAACACCUGGCCCCGAGCCAUCCGUCUCGUAAAGAAUGGUGUGAUCAACCUUCAGAAGCUAGUUACCCACCGCUACGCACUGGAAGACGCGCUCAAGGCUUUUGAGACGGCGGCAAACCCCAAGACAGGAGCCAUUAAGGUCCAGAUUAUGAGUUCGACUGCUGACGUCGAAGCUGCCUCCGCUGGUCAGAAAAAUUAACGUUGAUGGAGAAAUAUCGGGGGUUUCAGAUCUGGCGCGUCGCCAUUGCCAUGAUUGUCUUUACUUUUGUUUGACGGACGGCGUAUGAUGUUGGCUAACUGGUUUGUUUGUGCAUUGCGAUAAUGAACAUUGUUGAUGUUUUAUGACCAUUUCCCUAGAGAUGCAUGCAGGCUGUGAGAAUAUAGAGAUGCAGGUAGAAAUU
This is a messenger RNA of Aspergillus nidulans FGSC A4, 1416 nucleotides long. RefSeq names its product L-arabinitol 4-dehydrogenase ladA. Gene Ontology annotation, molecular function: oxidoreductase activity, acting on the CH-OH group of donors, NAD or NADP as acceptor; oxidoreductase activity; zinc ion binding. The transcript has 2 exons. Lineage: Eukaryota; Fungi; Ascomycota; Eurotiomycetes; Eurotiales; Aspergillaceae. The coding region runs from base 54 to 1214 and encodes 386 amino acids. The record is from RefSeq and is a predicted model, not a curated record.